Molecule: messenger RNA, 3008 nt
Organism: Myxocyprinus asiaticus (Chinese sucker)
Lineage: Eukaryota; Metazoa; Chordata; Actinopteri; Cypriniformes; Catostomidae
Product: 52 kDa repressor of the inhibitor of the protein kinase-like
Exons: 5
Coding region: 153-2375 (740 amino acids)
Source: RefSeq, a predicted model, not a curated record
ACUCUACGCGCUUCUCCUCCAGACCACUCAAAGCACUAGCGUGCCGAUCAAUUUACCAAUUUAUUAGACGCUAAAAGUACGUUUUUGAAUCUUUUUUUGCGCGGAAUAUCAUUCCAGCGAUUCGCUAUUAAGAUUCAACGAGUGAACGCAAGAUGCCUAAUCUCUGCUCGGCGCAGAACUGCUUCAGGAACAGCACGACCUCGGUGCUGGCGUUCUUCAGGUUUCCACGGGACCCGGAGAGAUGUAAGAAAUGGGUGGAAAACUGCAAUCGGUUCGACCUUAAAGACAAAUCACCUGAACAUCUAAACAGAUACCACAGACUAUGUGCCAGGCACUUUGAACCAAACCUACUAUUCAAACCUAGCCCUUUCAGGACGGUAUUGAAGAAUAAUGCAAUACCAACUAUAUUUGACGAUCCUUGCCGCAAACGGUCGAAUAAGAAAACAGAAAAUAAUGAAGCCCCUGGAGCAAAGAAGAGUAAAACGGAGUCCCAAGCUGAGGAAGCCAAAGAUAAUUAUGAGACAACGACCCAAGAGAUCAAUGAAAGCAACAAUGGUGAUGGGGCUGACAGUGGCCCCCAGACUUAUGAUGAAGAAAUGCUGAACAAAGAGUCUCUCAAGUCUCUGUUUGAUAUUGUUGUGAUGAUGGGCACGCAGAACAUCCCUCUGCAUGGGCACUCUGAAAAAGAGCCCAAAAGCUUCACUCCCAGCAACUUCCAGGCACUGUUGGAGUACCGCAUCAAUGCAGGCGAUGAAUUUCUCAGGAGGAAGUUUGAGAUGUCAGCCGUAAACGUGGAGUACUGCUCCUCUACUCAGUUACAGCAGAUACUGGAAGUGAGUGAAAAAUGCAUCCAUCAAGAGCUAUUAACUGAAAUUAAAGAGGGUCGAUUCUUCUCAUUGAUUUUUGACAACCUGGCUGAGAUCGUCGGAGACAGCCAUCUCCCAUUGUUUGCACGCUUUGUGGACAAGAGCAACUGCCUUCAGGAAGCAUUUAUUGGGUUCUUGCUUUUUGAAGGUGAUGUGGAGGCCAUAACCGAGAGGCUUAUUGCUGAAGUGACAGAGAAAUGUGGCCUGGACAUGCAGUAUUGCAGAGGGCUGGCAUAUUUGUGCUCUGGUGUGUCAGCUAUGAAGGUCAAGGCAGUGGCGGCCAGAAUAUCUGAGUUACACCCGCUAGCGGUCCUCACCCCCUGCUCCAAUGGCUCUCUAAACAUCUGCCUGGCAAACAGUAUGAACUUCACUGGAGUGCAUCUUGUCAUGUCUACACUGAAAAAGUUGGAUGCAUUUUUCAGUAAAUCGCCCUUAUUGCAGAAUCAAUUGGAAAAUGCCAUUUUGAUCUACUACCAAGGAAAUGAUGAGAAAACCAACAUUCUCAAGGAGGCAUGUUACUCCAAAUGGACAGAGCAGCAUGAUACAUUUGAAGUGGCUGUUGACCUCCUGGAGUCUCUUCUGCUCUGUAUGGAUAGUGUCCAUGACAAUGAAGAUCACAAAUGGAGCAAUAAAGUGGCACACAAUGCCUUUGUCAUAUCAGAGGCACUGGCUGAUUUUGAAUUUGUUAUGACAUUAGUUGUGUUGAAAAACACCCUGUCCUUCACCAGAGCCUUUGGCAAGAAUCUUCAAGGGCAAACGAAUGAGGUCUUCUUUGCAUCUAGCAGUCUAACUGCAGUUCUGCAUUCACUAAAUGAAGUGUUUGAGAAUCUUGAGGUAUACCAUGAGUUCUGGUUCGAAGAGGCUGUCAACCUGGCUGCAGCCCUUGAAAUACCAGUAAAAAUACCCAGGCUGUACUUCAGAAAACGACCAGCUUCUGGUGAGGAAAUCCAACCCGAUACCUACUUCAAAGAACACGUCACCAUUCCCGUAGUCACCCAUGUCAUCAAGGAGCUGUCUGACCUUUUUUCUGAAAAUCAUCUGAAGGCCUUGAAGUCCUUAUCACUGGUCCCUGCCAUCAUGGGGCAGCUGAAGUUCAACACAGCAGAGGAGACCACUGCAGACAUUUACAAAAAUGACCUGCCAAACCCAGACAACUUUCCUGCAGAGUUGCACUGCUGGAAGAUUAAAUGGAAACAUGGCACUAAAGAUGUUGUACUGCCAUCUACCAUCUAUGAGACACUUCAGCUGUCCGAUGUGAAGUUCUUUCCCAACGUGUGUGCUCUACUGAAAGUCCUGUACAACCUGCCAGUUUUUGCUUUGACAAAUGGCCAAUACAGCACUGCAAAGCAGCGGCUGAAAGUGUACCUUGAAGAUACACCUGUGCAUCACAGAAAUAAGAGUCUGGCCCUGGUUAAUAUUAACUGCGGCAUUCGGCAUGAUUUGGACAUCAUGGUGGAGACAUACCUGAAAAUGUAUCCAGAUAGUGAGCCAACUGAGAAACAUGACUGAUUGCAUGGAUCAAUACAGGCUAAUAUACACCGAUCAGACACAACAUUAAAACCACAUGCCUAAUAUUGCGUAGGUCCCCGUCAUGCCGCCAAAACAGUGCCAACCCGCGCUAUUCUCACCACAAUUGUACAGAUUGGUUGUCUGAGUUACUGUAGACUUUGUCAGUUCAAACCAGUCUAGCCAUUCUCUGUUGACCUCUCUCAUUUACAAGGCGUUUCCAUCUGCAGAACUGCAGAUUACUGGAUGUUUUUUGUUUUUGGCACCAUUUGGAGUAAAUUCUACAGAAUGUUGUGUGUGUGAAAAUCUGAGGAGAUCAGCAGUUACAGAAAUACUCAAACCAGCCCGUCUGGCACCAACAAUAAUCCAUGCGAUUAUCUAAUCAGCCAAUCGUGUGGCAGCAGUGCAGUGCAUAAAAUCAUGCAGAUAUGGGUCAGGAGCUUCAGUUAAUGUUAACAUCAACCAUCAGAAUGGGGAGAAAAUGUGAUCUCAGUGAUUUGGACUGUGGCAUGAUUGUUGGUGCCAGAUGGGCUGGUUUGAGUUUCUGUAACUGCUGAUCUCCUGGGAUUUUCACACACAAUAGUCUCUAGAAUUUACUCAGAAUAGUGCCAAAAAAGAAACAUCCUGUGAGCGGCA